Messenger RNA from Lodderomyces theae, 1929 nucleotides. RefSeq names its product Zn(2+) transporter. The record is from RefSeq and is a predicted model, not a curated record. NCBI's taxonomy places the organism in Eukaryota, Fungi, Ascomycota, Pichiomycetes, Serinales, Debaryomycetaceae. Bases 1 to 1929 code for a protein of 642 amino acids. The transcript has a single exon.
AUGGAACUGGCGAAAGACUUCGAUGAGGUGUCUAGCUUAUCAUCGGAAACAGAUUAUGCGGUACAGUCCCAGGAAAUACCUGUGAUAAUUGAAUCACCCACUAUUCACUUUCAAAGAGAGCCAGAUGACGCAAUCAACACUACUACCACUCAACAGGACAAACCCAAAGACUUGAGUUUUUUGACAAGCGCAAACUUCUCAACGGACUCAUUGACAGAGAGUCCAAAAGAUCUGGGUUAUUCAUUCACGAAUACACAGACGAGUCCGACGCCGAGGAGGUACUCAAACUCGUCGCUAAGCAAGUCGCCAAGAUUAAUACACCCGAGCCAGCAAUCAAGAUCAAGACCACUCUCAGCAUUUCUUUUAGACUCAGGCAACUCGAUUUAUGAGGAUGAGAGCUCAGUCCCCUUUGACAAUUCGCCACGAUCUAGAGACUCUUUCACAUUUGGUAUGAAUUCCAACACCACUCCGACUUUUUCGGAUAAGGGCUUGCAAGCUCAGUCGUACUACGCCCUGAAUGUUCGUCCUCCUUCACCAACACGCUCAACAUCGCCAGUUAGAUCUAGCAGAAACUAUAGGUCAAAGUCUCCCGUGAGGCGAUCCUCAUCUCCCAAGAAACUGAACCCAUUCAAUUUUCAGCCUCAAGAGAUUAUGCUACAUGGCAAUGGAUCGAACCAUUCUUUGCAGGUAAAGCCUGCUCAUAGAAAAGGUCACAAGUAUAAGCACUCGUCAGUAUCUAUGAAUAUGUUUCAAGAACCGCCGCCAAUGAGCGCAAAUGAACAGCAAUUGAAAGCUAUUCCUGACCUGUAUCCCGUACCGAAUUGCAGAGAAGCUUUGGCAUCUGUGAGGAAACAGCAAAAAUCUAGACUUAUUUGGGCUUUGGGACACCUCAGUUUGUCUAUUGCCAUCUUUGUGAUUGGCUUCAAGUAUGGGUUCAGCUCGUUGGCGACGUUGGCCCACUUGGUAUUCUACGACUCGUUGGGAUCUUUGUUCAUUGUCUUAGUUGACGUUAUGUCAAAUUUUGAAGUUUGGAACAAUUCGUCAUUGGCGUACCCAUUCGGACUAGAACGAAUUGAAGUGUUGGUGAGUUUUGCCUUGAGCGCCUCACUCUUGAUGCUCAGCUUUGACUUGUUUAGUCAUUUCUUUGAAGAAUUUAUCUUGUCGUUGAUUUCACAUGAUGAGCACCUGGAUCAUGAACAUGUGUCACACCAUGUCCAUGAAGGUCAUGGAAAUCUAGCGAAAAACUUGCUUCCGUAUGAAGCGAUAUUGGUGAUUACUUUGGUAGUUUCUUUGAUAUCUUCUAAUUUCAUUCUUGCCUAUGACAGAAUCAAUGAAAUGUUGAACAAGUCUGAGAGCUCCACGGCGAAGAACGAUGUUGCACCAAUUAGUAACCCUGUGGAACAAAAUACUUUGGCUCUGAGGAUGCUAAGGUUAUUGGAUGUUUGGAGAAACUAUCCAACCCAUAUGAUCACAGUCACAUACGCGUCGUUUCUUGUAAUCCUUCCAUUGAUUCCAGAAACGUUUGUUAAGGAUUUGGCAUAUGAUGUCAAUAAAUGUGCCACAAUAUUAGUGGCGUUCUUGUUAUUUUACAAUGGUUGGAAUCUAGUUAAAUCACUAGGUGUGAUACUUUUAUGCUCGUUUCCAUACUCGAACUAUGAAUAUAACUUACUAAAGUCCAAGAUCAAACAGGACAUUCUAUCGUUGGACUGUUUCAAAGAUGGAUUUCUGAUCGAUAAACUUUUCAUUACCAAAUUCAACUACCAGCUAUACGUCAUUGGCGUGUCAAUCAGCAUGAAAGGUGCUGAUUCAGAUGAAGAAGCAAGAAUGAGAUUUGAAGUGAACAAGAUCAUCAAUAAAGAGAUGCAGAUGUUGGACGAUGGCAGGAGGAAACAUACAUUGGAGAUUACUAUCGAUAUUAAUAGGUUUUAA